GCACACACCUCUGUGCACAGACACACUGAUCGUCAGAACUGCUCUUUAAGUUGUGUCUUUUCUUGCUUUUUUUGGUCCUGUUUUGAGAGGGGAUUCACAAAAGCCACAUACGCAGGGUGUCCGUUUGAUCCAGAAAGGCAGCAGACAAAAGUUUCUGGGAGGUGACAGAAAGAGACAGGUUGGACAGGCAGGCUAACAAAAUGCAGGGAGCGGUCAGGCCUGUGUCUGUACUGGUCAUGGGGUGGGCCCUCGUGACCUUCCAGGUAUCUCCUGUGGAGCCAAAAAAUCUUACCCUGACCCAGGAGAACUUUGAUCUGGAGCAAUUUAUGGGAAAGUGGUAUGAGGUGGCAGUGGUGUCUACCUGCCCUCAUUAUAUGCAGCGUAAGAGGGGAAACCCUGUCAUUGUUGCACUUGAGCUGAAACAUGUUGCAUCUGAGGAGAACUUCACCAUGACAGCCACUACUUUCAGGAACAGCUUGUGUACGGAGACUUCAACAGAUUACAGUCUGACGGACACUCCAGGGCGAUUCUUCUACCACACUGCAAAGUGGGGGGCAGACGUGGAUGCAUACGUGGUUCACACAAACUACAAUGAGUACGCCAUAGUAAUAAUGAGCAAGCAGAAGUUAUCAGGCAAUAAGACCACCUCAGUUAAGCUUUACAGUCGAACUAUGACUGUGAGAAACACUGUCCUGGAUGACUUUAAAAGACUGGUUAAAGACCAGGGAAUGAGUGAUGCCAAUAUUAUCAUUAAACAGAACAAAGGUGACUGUGUUCCUGGAGAGGAGGUGGCAACAGCCACAGCUCAGCCUAAGCCUCAGCGUGUGAGGAGAAAUGCAGUGCCUUCUUUGGCUCCAGAUGUGGAGGGCUCUGGUGAUGAUACAGCUAUGUUCAAUGGGACUGAGGCCUGUAAAGCAGCACCAGACACAGGACCGUGUUUCGGGAUCCACCUGCGUUACUACUACAACUCCUCUUCAAUGAACUGCGAGCUCUUCAAGUAUGGAGGAUGUUUGGGCAAUCAGAACAACUUUGAAAGUGAAAGGGACUGUUUGCAGAGUUGCCGCACCGAAGCUGUGUGCCGUCUGCCUAUGGAUGCUCAGCCCUGCACAGGGAAGCCUCCCAUCUGGGCUUUUGACUCCACCGCUGGUCUGUGUGUGGCCUACAAAAGCGGCUUCUGCCAGGCCAACGGCAACAAGUUCUACAGCAAGGCAGAGUGUGAGGAGUACUGCGGGGUGAUGAAAGAUGAUGAAGGGCUCCUCAAGGCAAACUGACUGAGAUGAGGAACCACUGCUGCUCAGUCAACAUAAAGGGAUACGACACAAACCACCACAGUAACAAAAUAUGGCUUUGUCUCAGCAGUGUUGUCACCAAUAAAAAAAAAAUCAAUACUA
This is a messenger RNA of Neolamprologus brichardi, 1391 nucleotides long. The record is from RefSeq and is a predicted model, not a curated record. Lineage: Eukaryota; Metazoa; Chordata; Actinopteri; Cichliformes; Cichlidae.